Messenger RNA from Drosophila grimshawi, 805 nucleotides. It is a transcript of the gene Capa, whose product is annotated as cardio acceleratory peptide 2b. NCBI's taxonomy places the organism in Eukaryota, Metazoa, Arthropoda, Insecta, Diptera, Drosophilidae. Bases 40 to 516 code for a protein of 158 amino acids. The transcript is spliced from 3 exons. The record is from RefSeq and is a predicted model, not a curated record.
CAUUUGCAAAAGAUUGAAAGCGCUUUCAAUUUUGAAAUAAUGAAGUCGUUUUUGGGGCUUAUCAACAUUGUCUACACAAUAUUGUUGCUUGUUUUGUUGACAAAAUUCAGUGCAGCAGAGCAAGAGCAGGUGAAACAUAAUAAAAACCGUCGCGGUGCCAAUCUGGGUCUCUAUGCCUUUCCACGUGUAGGACGUAGCGAUCCGAGUCUGGUGAACAGCCUUCACGAUGCCAACGAUGCCGUCGCUUAUGAUAGUAUCUAUGGCAUUGGCGAUGGCUCCGCAGAGGAUUUCGAAGAAUACCAAAAGCGCUCCAGUUUUGUGCCAUUUCCUCGGGUAGGACGCAGUGAUUCUGAUCUGAGGGAUUGGGCCCAUUUCUUGGCAUUGCAGCAGGCGCUGGACAAACGCACCGGACCCAGUGCAUCUUCUGGCCUGUGGUUUGGACCCCGUCUGGGCAAGCGCAGUGUCAAUGCUAAAGACUAUCCUUCUGCCGACAAGGAACACAAGGAUCUUUUCUAAUCGAUUAAUCUACCCGAAGGAAACAACACACAUUCGCAAACACACUCCAACACAACACGAAUUGCACUUGAUUCAAAUGUUUUACGCUUUAAAUAGAGAUCAACAUUACUAUAUACAUAUAAUAUUAUAAUGGGUAUAUAAUAAAUAAUGAACAUAACUAAUGGGCUGGUGAGGGCAAUACAAUUUCGGUGAACGAUUUUUUAAAAUUUGAUUUAAAAACACCCCCGAAACACAUUACAAAUGUAAAUUCUAUAAAUAUUCAUAUUUCAACAAAAUUUCACUAAAUAAA